GCAGUUAUAGCCACAAUCAUGAGAACCCCAGGUAUCCUGAUAUUCGGCUUGGUCUUGGCACCCUGUGGAUGGAUCCUGAACCUGACCAGCACUGUUGCGCCCAACUGGCGCACCAUCAACUCCCUUGCUAAUCAACCUCAAGACUUGGUGGUGGAGCAGGGAAUCUGGGACAUCUGCAGGACUUUUACAACGUCAAGAGUGCAACAGUGUAACCAACGAAGCAAUGACCAAACAUAUUUUGACCAUCAGAUUAUUUUAGUUGCUCAAGGCAUGAUGGUCGCAUCCUUGAUCGUGACCGCAGUUGGUUUGGCUGUGGCAACACCUGGAGUCAGAUGCUGGAGGGACAAUCCCAGAUGGAUGUUGGCUUCUCUUGGCGGUCUCCUUAUUUCCUGCUCCGGGGUCCUGACCAUCAUCCCAAUUGCAUGGUACACCCACGUUUUGACCAGCAUCAACUCCACCUCAAUCAAAAGAGACCCAGCAAAAGCAGAUGAUAUUCGUGUAGGAUACUGCAUCGUUCUGGGCUACAUUGGGGGUAUCAUGGAGGUCCUUGGGGGAUUUGUGAUGUUCCUUGGGAUAUGCUCCUGCUGCGGAGGUCGGAACCGUGGAGAAAAGCCUCAAACCAACACAGGCAGAACAACAUUUAGACCAACACCUAUACCAAGGGUCAACAUACCAAGAAGCUAUGAUGUAAGCAGUGAAAGGAGCAGUGUACCAUAUUCUAAAAAGUCACUGGAUGAUGACCUGGACUUCCCAAGAGCUAAACCUCGAGACAUGGGGUCUAUUAACACAUCAUACACUGGCAGGCCUUAUGACGCUGAUCUGUGAAAUUCUACAGUUUAUGAUAUAUUACUCGACCACUUUGUGUACUUUGAAAGAAACUGUCAAGACCUGAUGGCAGUUUGAACACUUUGAAGGAAUACACUUGGUGCAAAAUUUGUUACACCAGUCAUACUAUUGGAAAUAUGUUGAAUGUUGACAGCAGUCAUUUAUUGAACUUGCCAUUUAUGGAAGGUGGAAUUUCCCCCAAAAAAACAUGAAGGUUAUAAAUUUGCCAUUUAAAAUGACCUAAACAUAUCCUUCUGUUAAGAUGAACAUAAAUUACUUUAUCUGUAAGAAAUUAAUUCAAUUACUUUAUACUGACUAAAUUCUGAAAGCAAUAAACGUUUUUAAUGUACAUACUAAAAUUAAAUUCCCCCUUUCAGUCAUAGGGUUUUUAGGACUGAACUUCUGUGAUGUGGCAUAACCAGUAAAACAGGUUGGUUACGUUUUUUCUGGAAGCCUCGCAAUGUGGGAGAUAUUUGAAUGGCCAAGUGAUCCAUUAGCCAUGUGAAUGAAACUCUAUAAACAAAAUUUGUCAUGAUGGACUAUACAGACAAAGUAUGUUGCUUUUGCUCUACAAGGUAUAUUUUGUACAGUUUAUUGUUUAAAUCAAUACAUUCUGUACAUUAAUUUUACCUUUAGGCCUAUUUAUAUGAACACAAUCAGUCUUCUUAUAUUUAAAAUGGUUAGUAUACACUGUAAAAUGCCUUCAAUCAGGAUUCAGGAAUGAUCAAAUUAGUCUUUAUUCAGAUAAAACUGGGAAGUUGUUGAAUCUUCAACUGUAAAAAAAGUGCAGCAGUUCCAUAAAUUUAAGUUUAAAACCAUGAUACUGUAUGAGAUGAUUUCAACAUGAAGGAAAUAUAAUCUUGCAAUUGAAAAAUGCAAGAUUCUAUUUCCUUCAUGUUGAAAAUUGUGAAAACCAAAAAGUCAGUAUCUAGAAGACAACUUGAUUCUUUAGAACUGUAACAAAUAGAUAAUAGGACAACAUCUCUCAAUUACAGACACUCAAAAAAACAUCCUUUACCUUUUAUUGUUGAAAGACUUUUAGUCUAUUAACAAUAACUCUUUAUCUUUAUAAUAAAACACUGUCCAAAUAGUGCUGAUAACACUGCACAUGAACUAGACCAACUUUAAACUUAACAACACUGUAUUGAACCAUGUUUUAUUUGUGACACUUAAAAAUACCAUGACUGUGUUCAACAACAAGCAACCUGAAAUACCUGCCAGUGACAGGAGUCCAUAAAACCCAUUCAGUAUUUAUUCAAACUCACAGUCAGGACUAAAGUAAAUAUAACAUUAAAAAUAGCAGCUGCAUACCUGGCAUUGCUCUGCAACUAGUCAACAUGUUUAUGAUGACAGACAUUCAUCUCCCCCUACAGGUGUGUCAACCAAAUUCAUCAUCAAGUUUUGAACAAAAACAAUGCAAAGGGCUGUCAUAAAACGUUUCGUAUACAAUCAUUCUCAGUCAGGUGCAUUAUAGUAACUACUAGAGGUUUUCAAUUCAACAGAAUAACUUUAUACAUAGUAUGUAAAUAACAUUAAAGAUACACAGUAUACACACUUGUGUACAAUUGUUACAUGACAUGGUGAAAACCUGUAUAAUUUGGGGUAACAGUGCUGCAAGCUUUGAUG
Molecule: messenger RNA, 2451 nt
Organism: Triplophysa rosa
Lineage: Eukaryota; Metazoa; Chordata; Actinopteri; Cypriniformes; Nemacheilidae
Gene: cldn23.1
Product: claudin 23.1
Exons: 1
Coding region: 19-825 (268 amino acids)
Biological process (GO): cell adhesion; bicellular tight junction assembly
Cellular component (GO): plasma membrane; bicellular tight junction
Molecular function (GO): structural molecule activity
Source: RefSeq, a predicted model, not a curated record